AACCAGCCAGCCCCCUCCUUCUGCACGAACCAGCCACCUCUCCCUCUGCACCAAACCAGCUCCCUCUCCCCUUGGCACCGAAUCAACUUCCUCUCCCCAUCACCGGCAAUCAUGCACUCUACACCCCCCCGUACACCCGAGCCCCAGUUCUGGCAAUCAUACCCCCUGCACACCGUGCCCCUACACCUGCACUCCUGUGCUCCCUCUCUGCAACCACAUCAUACUCCUCCUACGCCCUCUGCUUCUGCAACCCUCUAUGCCCCUGCUGCUGCAUCGAGCCUGCACCCCCUUCGCUUGCUGCAUCGAGCCUGCACCCCCUUCGCUUGCUGCAUCGAGCCUGCACUCCUACGCCACUCCUGCACACCUCCUAUAACCCCUACUUGCUACAAAGCUGACUCCGCGCAUGAUGGCAGACCAGUGUUCUUGGCUGUUCUGCGAGGUCAAUUUGGGCCUCAUCUGAUCUACGGUGGAAAGAAAAAGGGCAGAUCGAAAGAUUAGGAAGAAGAGUUCUUUUUUUUUUUUUGUUUUUUGCUUUUGCUUGUGUGGGUAUAAAUAGAGGGUUUUAGAUUUGAAAUGGGGGUUCUUUUGGUUGAGUUUGAUGUUGCCAAUGGCGAAAAAAAAAGAGGGUUUUCUUUGGAGGCCACGGUAGAAGAAGGACGCACAUUUCUGGGUUUUUGCAUUAGGAGUACUAGGUGAGUCCCUUCCUUCUGUGUAAGUAGCUUUGUUUGUGGAUGAUAUAUUUGUUGAGUGCUUUAUAUGUUUUAUUUGCUUGUUUGCUUUAUCUGUUUAUUGUGGGAUAUAUGUUGCUAUUUUUGUGGUUGCCAUUGUGCAGGUUAUUGGGGUGUCAUGCCCCUUUGCACACACUCACCCUCAUUUUGCAUUAG
Messenger RNA from Rubroshorea leprosula, 884 nucleotides. The record is from the annotation of a GenBank genome assembly. Lineage: Eukaryota; Viridiplantae; Streptophyta; Magnoliopsida; Malvales; Dipterocarpaceae.